Molecule: messenger RNA, 1551 nt
Organism: Cyclopterus lumpus (lumpfish)
Lineage: Eukaryota; Metazoa; Chordata; Actinopteri; Perciformes; Cyclopteridae
Gene: f9a
Product: coagulation factor IXa
Exons: 8
Coding region: 1-1551 (516 amino acids)
Biological process (GO): proteolysis; blood coagulation
Cellular component (GO): extracellular region
Molecular function (GO): serine-type endopeptidase activity; calcium ion binding
Source: RefSeq, a predicted model, not a curated record
AUGGCACGAGCAUCUUUAUCUUACUUAUGUUUGCUGCUUUUGAACUUUCAGCUGGGCUAUGGAGCCCCAGCUCCCGCCUCGGGCCCAGUGUUCCUGUCCGGCCGGGCAGCCGACAGCGUCCUGAAGAGACACAAACGCUACAACAGCGGCGUGUUUGAGGAGCUGCUGGAAGGCAACUUGGAGAGAGAGUGUCUGGAGGAGGCAUGUGUCCUGGAAGAGGCCCGGGAGUACUUUGAAGAUGAUCAAAAGACAAUGGAGUUCUGGGUGGGAUACAUAGACGGCGAUCAAUGUAAAUCCAGCCCAUGUCUGAACCAAGGGACAUGCAAGGACCACCUCGGAUUCUACACCUGCAACUGUACGUCUGGCUUCACUGGCCGUAGCUGUGAGAUCGUUAUAACAAAAAGGUGUGAUGUGAACAAUGGGGACUGUAUGCACUUCUGUGAAUCGAUGGCAACCGUUGGAGCAAAAUGCUCCUGUGCGAGAGGAUACGUGCUGCUGCAGGACGGCCUUAACUGUGAACCAGAAACUGAAUUUCCAUGUGGCAGAACUGCCCUGAAAGAGGGAAGUGCAGUGUCCACAAGGUCUCUGUUGGGCCGUGGGAAUUCAAUCCUGCAGAACACUUUACUGACCAGUAUCAACACUACAACAUCCCCUCACUCAACCCCAGCCAGCACACCGGUGCCUUUUCCUGCUACAAAUUACUCUGUAGAAAACCAAUCUCGAAAGAAAUUGCCCUGGUGGGUCCUCCGUGAUGCCGAGGUCCCAACUGAGGAGCCGGCGAGGCCUUUUAAACGCAUUGUAGGUGGUGAGGUGGUGACCCCAGGAGAGAUCCCAUGGCAGGUAGCCUUGAUGGAGCGGCACAGUGGUGGGUUAUUUUGUGGCGGCUCCAUUCUCAGCGAACGGUGGGUUGUCACUGCUGCUCAUUGCCUGGGAGCAGAUUCCUUCUUCAUCAGAGUAGGGGAGCAUGACAUCAAAAUAAACGAGGGCACAGAGCAGGACUAUGACGUGUUGGAGCAACACGUGCACCCUCGCUACAGUGCCAGUGAGAGCUCGCACAACCACGACAUCGCCUUGCUCUACCUCAAAAGCCCCAUCCUCUUCUCCACUCAAGUCCGACCCGUGUGCAUCGGGCCCAUGGCUUUCAUUGAGGCACUAGUGAAGGAGUCUUCCCCGGCCACGGUCAGCGGCUGGGGCAGAACACGCUACCUCGGAUCCCCAGCUGAGACUUUGCAGAAAGUCACGGUUCCCUUCACAGAUCGGACGGAGUGCAAGCGGAGCAGCAGUACCAGGAUCACUCCAGUCAUGUUCUGUGCAGGAUACUAUGACGAGGCCAAAGAUUCCUGUCAGGGGGACAGUGGCGGUCCUCACACAAACAGUAUUCAUGACACGUGGUUCCUCACAGGCAUUGUGAGCUGGGGGGAAGAAUGUGCAAAGCAAGGGAAGUAUGGCGUGUACACCCGGCUGUCCCUUUAUUAUCGCUGGAUAAACCAUGUGAUGGGAUUAACUAAACAGAGGCUGGCAUUGGAUGUUGAAGACCCUGACCCUGAAUAA